Messenger RNA from Motacilla alba alba, 22710 nucleotides. It is a transcript of the gene WIPF1, whose product is annotated as WAS/WASL interacting protein family member 1. Lineage: Eukaryota; Metazoa; Chordata; Aves; Passeriformes; Motacillidae. Gene Ontology annotation, molecular function: actin binding. The transcript has 9 exons. The coding region runs from base 15992 to 17488 and encodes 498 amino acids. The record is from RefSeq and is a predicted model, not a curated record.
UGGGCUUUAUGGUGGAGUCAACAAAGCAGGUCUCUGCCCUCUGAGCUGGCUCUUGGGGGCUUUUUGGAAGGAAUCAACUUAGGUAACCUCAAGUGACCAGUCUUCAAGUUUGAGCUUGUCUUGCAUAUUGUUUGCCUCUGCUGCUCUAAUGGCUGUGUUUCAUCUUCUAAUGAUCACCUUCUGGAGUGCAGGGCUUCUCAGAGAGUAGGUGUUCCUCAGCUACCACGUAGCCUGUUUGAGCAGCCUCUCUAAAACAAACGUGAUACCAGCACUUGUCUCUGGCACCAAGGUGUGCAUGUUCAGGAACCCACCAUGAGGUAUUUCUGAAUUACUCCUUUACUCCUGAAGUGCGUUGUCAAAGACAGGGCUGUAAAAGCAGCUGCUCUCAGUUUUGACCUCCAGGGGAUGGGCAGUGUGUUUUGCUUUUCAUUCACACCCUUUUUAACUCUGUCAACCUUUCCCUCUGUUUCUUCUUCCACUAGCUCUUCCAAGCCCAAUUUGGGAGGAUGGUUCAGAGACCCAGGAGGCCACGUAAAAAAAGAAAAGGUCCUGUCAGAGCCUCGGCUUGGGAGCCUUGCCUUCAGUGAAGGCGGGAGGCAUGGCGGUGCUGCUUUGGCAGUGCACUUUUUCAAGUGCUGUAAAGCACGAGGCCAGCUGAGCUGGCAUGUACUUUCCCCUCUGCUGUGAGGGGAAGGAGCAGAUGAGGAGGAAAUACAGCUGUUCCAGAGCACUUCUGCCCUCUGUCCAGCCCGAGCAUGUGAGGGGGGAGGACCUCCGCAGAAAGAGAGACUCAGGAAGAGAGUAUUGGAGGUUGGGGAGGGGCUAGGGGAGGAGAGGCGAGGAAAGCGACAAAUGGGGAAGAAAAGCUCUUUAUGUAUGCACAAAUGUUAUCUAAAGAUCUGUUUAGCUAGAGCAAGAGCAAAUAGCCUGAAAUUAUGAGACUCUAUCUCUUGAGUCCCUGUUAUUGUUCCUCCAGAAAGUGCUGCUUUUCAUUCCUCAAGUAUUAUGUGUGUUUCUGCCUCACUCUUCUAGGCUCUUCAGCAUCCUCUGACCUCAAGCUGAGCAGGACGUUGCCCUUAGCUUCUGCCUGUCAAAUGUGUAGUUCUCUGUGUUGUACAUGAAAUGAUUAUUCCCAUAGUUGGUUAAGGCAAGUUUCUGAGGAAUGUGAAGCAAGAGGCAUGCCAGUUCCUGUGGCUAGCCUUGACUGGAGUGCAGGCAUUUUGGGACAGGGGCUGUGCCUGGAGGCUGUGGUUGCUCUGUUAUCCUUGGCAGCUUAGGGAUCCCUGCCUCUGCUCCUGUCCCUCCCACCCUUCUCUUAUGGCUUAUUGCUGCUCACCUGUUCCUCUGCCUGUGCUGCAGCUGCUUCAGCCUUUCCCAGUUAUUUCUGGGGUUGUGCUGAAUAGCUCAGAAGUCUGAGUAAAGAGGAGAAGAGCGAGCUGCUACUCCCUUGUCUGUAGAGAAGUUCCCUCUCAGCCCUGUGCUGACUGCAUCCUGCUUUGAGAUCCCUCACCCUGACAACUGGGAAUUAAAGUAGUUGAAGCUCUCCAGCUAUAUCCUAAUUACUGCUGCUGCCUUGCUAUUUCUUCUGAAAUUGCACUUCCAUCUUUCUCCAGGAUUAGUUUACUCUCUGAAUGGCAUCAAGUAGUAAGGUACGGUCUUUGGGGGCUGCAUGGCCACAAGACCACUAAACUUUUUUUUUUUUUUCUUAAUGGAAAACCCAGUUACCUACCCCAGUAGGGUUUCACUGCUUCUACCUGUGUAGUACAGACAGAACUGAAAGUGUGCAUCUAAGAAAAGGUAUUGGCUAUGGAAAGAGCAAUUUCCCACCUGUGAUAAGAGUAUGAUCUUUGCACCUGAUGACAUCCAGACCCUGAAAAGGCCACUGAGAAGCAUGAGCAAUGCUAAUCCCUUUGAGAAGGGAGCAUGCUGCAGUAUUUCUCUGUAUUGCCUACACUGCAUAGAGUUCUAACAGCUAUUUUGUUUUGUACCCUGCUUGUAUAAACACCCAUCUGCUUUGUGGGGAGAAAAUAGUGUCUGUUGGUGUUGUCUGACAAUUGUGACAUGACAGGAAGGCAUAGGCUUCCUUUGGAGCACAUGUUGUUGAUGGCAUACAUGUACAAUUUAGUAAAAUGUCUUUAUGCAGCAGCUUUGAGAAAUGUUCUGUGCUUUUAACUACCUUGAAUCUUCAUCUGGUUAAUGGACUUAUGUACAGAAACCAUAUGAAAUAAUGAUGCAGCAGAAGGGUGAGUUUCUUUAAAGUUUGUGCUUUUGCCAAGGUAAACAUAUCUUAGUUGUGGCUUCUUCACAAUAAUGAAGUGUUAUCAAAAUUCAAAUCUAAUUAAAUACUUCUGUGUUCUUUCUACUGAUUUCUCUUAUUCUUGACUCCAACACUUUCUCAUUAUCUUCAUCUGGUGCACUCUAACAUGUGGUCUGUGGGAUCUGUUAUCAAAAGGACUGUUUACUGUCUUGGUUCAGAACCUGUGGUGCUAGCUGUGUUUGAGUAGGGGUGUGGAGACCCAGUAUAUGGGGAGAUAAUUAAAUUCUGGGAUGGUAGAACAGAUUUUGGUAGUACUGAAGACGUGGAUACUAUAAGUAGCCACAACUCUUCAAGGCAGCCAUCUGUCCUGUGUGCAGUUAACACCUGCUUGUUUAGCUCCUUACUUCAAAGAGGUAUGUGAAAACCUGUUAUUGAACAAUAACUGCUGAACUGUUAGUUGGCAAAUAGCCCAGAGAAGGCAUUAUUAAAAAGUAAAUUUAAUAAAGAUGUCUAUAAUCAUGCUUUAGUAGGCAGCUUUGUUUAAAGUAAUUUGUAUGCUCAUGGUGACCAGUAUGAUAGUGCAGUUCACCAGGUACACACAUGCAUUUGUCUGGGUAUCUGAAGAGCAGGAAGGAGAAGUAACAAACUGUUUACUCCGUCAGUACUCCGUUGUGAUCCUCUUGGGGACUGUGUUACUGCUGCUGAGCUGAGAGUGAAAUCUGAAUAGUAAAAAGGUAAUUUUUUUUCAGCAGCAAUAACCCUGAACAUCAAGGCCCUGAAGGUGCUGGAGUUGCUCCUCAUCCUUGCAGGCACACAAGUCUGCAAGUGCAGCUGUCCUUGGGCCUUGUCCAGCACAGUUCACAAAGAUCAGUCAAGAGUGUCUCUGAGGCUGGAGGCGCAAGUGGCGGGGGAGCAGUUUUGUCUAAAUCGGAGAGAUCAAAGGAGUUCAGAAUAGAAAGUUUUUCCUAAUUCCUGGAAGGAGAUAAACGGGAAGCACAAGGAGUAGUUUGAGAGUCUGUUUUGUAAUACUUAACUCAGCCAUAACUUCAUUAGUGUUCUUCAUUUGGAUCCAAUUGCACAUCAGUAUGCUUUGGAGUUAAAAUGUAUAGUUUUGUAAUUCCUUAAACUACUAAUGUUGUGGAAGCAGAAGUUCCUGAGUUUUAAUGUGUUCAUGUGCACCCCUCAUUUUUGAUCUGCUCCGUGUGUGUAUGUAUGUAGCUCCCACCAUUUCCUUCUUGGGCUGAAGCCCAUGAGAAGGGCCCUCCCGUGUGCCCGUGCAUGCUUUCAUGAGAGCCCUCUUUCUGUUUGCGCUAAGCUUGAGCUCAUAACUCCUGCUGAAGGAGCUACAGGAUAUUCUUCAACGGGAAGUAGUACAGAUGUUAAAAGAAAUGCUCUUAGCAGCUUCAGUGAGCCCAAAAUAGCUUCUGCGUGUUUCUCUUAUGAUAAGUUCGGGAAAGGGGGUGAUUCCUUCUUCUUCCCUCUCUGUAAUAUUUUGAGUGCUGAAAUCCUCUUGCCCUGAAGAGCAGGCAGUGUGGAGCAGGCUUCUCUGUAUUCUUCUGGACCCUGACUUAACAGGACCAGAAGUGAGCCCUAAACAGAAAUUGCAUUCCUUGGCACAGUGUCCUCCUUCCUACAACAAUUUCCACUGAGGUCCUUGGUGGUGAGGGGUGCUAACCACUGAAACUGGUUUUCCAGAGGGAUUGUGGAGUCUGUUGUUGGAGAUGGUCAAAAAACUGGAUAAGGCCUGAGCAAUCUGCUUGAAGCCAGGUUAUCCCUGCUCUGAGCUAGAUGAGAUCCAGCAGUUCCAGCUGGCUGUUUGCCAUGUUUCUGCAUUACUGGGGAAGUAUGGCUGCCUUUGUCUGUCCCCAAAACCAGUGGGAAUAAAUGUAGUCUUAAAAUAUCUGAAAACAGCCUUGAGAAUUCUGAAUAAAGACUUCACAAAUUGAAGUAUGUAGAGAAGCAUAGCGUAAGGAGGUAAUUUUGCUCAAAGUCUCAUAACAGCAGGUCAGUAAUAGUGCUGGGAGAGGAUCAUAAAUCUCCUGGCUGGCAGACUAGUGCCUUGGUAGCUAAAGAUUUUGUCUUCACACGUAAAACUACCUCCUUUCCCUACCCAACUAUUUUCAGAUCAUUUGGCAACAGAGACUACACUUACCUGCUGAGAGAUAUUUUCUUUUUAAAUUUUUUUGCCUUAUCAGUUGUGCUCAUAGGGAGUUUUAGUACUAAAGAAAAAUGUAGUGCAUUGACUUUUUCAGAAACCUAGAAAAUUUGAUCUGGAAAAGAAUUUGGUGAAAUAAAGACAAGAGCUGCGAAGGAAAUUUUUAGAAAAUGAUGUUAUUCCCAGUUAGUUGCACAACAAUUAAUCUCCUAUUUUUUAAGAGCAGAAAAUAACAGAUGAAGCUGUACACUGAAUCCAAGUUUGACUCUCUCUUUGUUUAAAAAACAAAAAUCGCUUGAAAACUUCUAAAAAUCUGGAAGCUAAGAAGAACACAGAUCAGCAUUUUAGAGAGUAUCAUGGAAGGAGUUAAGCUGUGAGUUAACUGCAUCUGUGUUUCAAAUCCAAAUGCUACGAACAAGGCGCCAUUCAGAUCUUCAGUUAUAAGUUAUACUGAAUUCGUUAUGCUGCGUUUUUGAAUUCUGUUCAGAGGAGAAAAAAGAAAAUCAUGUCCGAUGAAAAAAAAAUCAUUACUCUUGUUUUGGUAGCUUGUUUUUUAAGUGAUGAAGAAGGAUUGGAUUCUUUUUUUUUUUUUUUUGGUCUAGCACUUACACAGGUCAUCUGCUAAGUAUUAGCAGCUGUGGAGCUGUGGAGUUGCAUAAGCAUAACUAAAAGUCAGUGGAGCCUUGCACCAUUCUGCAGAUCUAUCCAUUGCUUAUUCUCCACAACAACAGAUCAAUUUUGUAGCUCAGUUGACACAAAUCCCUAAAUGUUGAGAGGGCAUCAGCAAGCAUGGCAAGUUGGGAAAUCCUUUAAGUCAUGGAAAUCAGAUAGGAUAAUGCAUUAUUUUAUUGUUGCCACAACCUGCUGUCCAAUUAGACAUGUGCCUUGGUGUUCUGUGAAGAGAGCUGUGUCAGAGUAAUGCCCUGGAACAGCUGAGCCUGCCAGCGAUAUAAACCUGAUUUGUCUGGGCAGCUUUGCUUGGAAGAUGGGUAUGGGUGCUAUGCCUGGCUGCUGCGGGAGCAAGACAAGUGUGAGUGCUCACACAUGUAUCCCAGAUUAGCCAUGCUUAGUGAUAUGGCUGAAUACAACGGUCUCUUUUAAGGGUUAGAAAAGUCAUCUUUGCAUGUAUGGAGCUGAGAGCCUGGAAUGUCUUGGCAAGGGAAUACCUGCAGUGCACAUGUGAGUGUGUUGGCAGCAGCAGCAGCCCGAGGCUGGCUGGUCCAGCCUCUGCCCCCAGGUUUUUGAUACUGGCUCAGCACACUGCAGGAUUUGGUUAGCAGGAUGUGUUUCUUUUCACUGAACCUGAGGUUACAGAGAGCUUAAUCUCCUGUGGUUCUGACUUUUAAGUCACAGAAUAUGUAAUGAAUUUUCUGAUCUAGACUCUGGCUUUGUUUUCAGUUUUGUUGUUUUUUGGUUUUUUUUUUUUGUCUUUUCUUUUGCUGCUUUAAAGAUCUCCACAAGCAAGAAAGACUCUGAAAGGAUGAGUACAGUGUUACUAAAAUAUGAUCCUUACAAUACUUUUUCUUGGAAAUUAAGGAGAUAAAAUAAGUUUCAGCAGAUAGUGUCCCUCUAGACCAGUCCAUGUUCCUGGUGGCUCAGAGCUAAGCCCUGUUCCCUCUUUCAGGACUUGAAGAGGAGUUUGGCUGAGCUCCCAUUUUUUCCCCAACCCUUCUAUUUUUUUUCCUCUUUUUUUUCCUUCCCCCCCACCCCCACCCCUUUUUCCCCUGCCAUUUUUAAAGGAGUGAUAUGAACAAUUAAGUGAGGAUGCUUCCCCAGUUAAGUGGUGUCUGUGCUGUUUCUGCUGGGAGUGCUUCAUUUGCUCACCUCACCAGCAGGCUCUGGUGGGACCUUUAGCUGCCCUUCAAUUGCCUUGGUCCCUGAGGAAGGCUGUAGCACUCCAGAGUUGCAAGUGUGGCGUGGAUCAGGAGCCUUCCUUUUUGAGUAGUCUGAUCAGGAUGGUAGCUGUUUGUAACUAGCACCAGCUAGGUAGCUGUUGAGCAGAAAGACGUGGAGGACAAUAAGUAUAUGGUGGUGAGGAGAAGACAGGAUUGCUUAUUCCCCCACCUCAGCUAGUAAUUAAAGGGUACUAUUCUUUGAUGCCCUUUUGGUUCAAUUUGAUUUGCAGUUUGGCAAACUUGGACAGCAUCAGCCAUGUAGUACUGAGCUCUGAGCUCUACUGUCCUGUCUUUGGUUUACUCCAACUGAUCAGUCCUCCUGUGACCAUCACAUCAGUCAUUGCUCUCCUCAUGUCCUCAUUACCCACCACGGACUGACCUACUUUGCCUAACAUAUUCCCAAAACUGUUUUUUGGCAUAGGAAUGCAAAAUUGAGAAUUUUCACUGUUACUUUCACAUUUGAAGUUACCAGAGACAGUUUUCACAGGAAGUAUUAAAUGUAAACCAAAAAGGCUGCUGUGUUGUAUAUGUUGUAAGAAGCCACUUGCUCGCUGUAAGUGAGCUUGCGUGACUCAAUGUAGUGGUCUCUUUAUAUGGAUCUCUAUUUGGUCAGGUGCUCCUUCAUGUAUUUUGUAUGAUCGAGUGCUUUGUCUUUUAAUUUUAAGACCCCUGAGAUAGGGAAUGCAUUUGAGCAGUGCCCUGUAGAAUACAUUUUCAGUUUCCAGUGGGGCGAAAUGAAAAAUCAAAGGAUAGCAAUGUGGUGGUGUCCAUGUGUGAUUAUUCCAGUGUUAGAGAGAAUGCCAUUCAAAUGAGGCACACAGGCAACACCUACCCGUAUAUCAUUGUUUAUGUCUGCAGGUUACAUUUUAAAUCAUUCCAAACCAUUAGUACUUUGAAACAGAAAAAGAUAUUCCUUAAAAGUACAGCUUUUCCAUUCAAUAGUCCUGAUGGCAUCUUGGGAUCUGAAAGUCUCAAAUGGGAGCAGGCAGCCCCAAACCUUUGUUUUAAUACUCGGCAGAAACAAACCACAAAUAAUUAUCACUUGGAACUUCCUACUGUAUUUUCAAAUAAAAGUUCCUCAUUUGAUCUUAAUAGGUGACUUAGGGAGGGACAAAACAAUUGCUUCAUGGCACAGUUUACUUGAAAUAGAUAAUUCUUAAUUGAAUUGACCAGUAUCCCUUGGGUAUAAAUGAACAACCCAUGUUCUUAUUUGAAAUUAAAACUAAACCAGAUAAUGCUUUUCAAAGUGAAACAUCUUACUCUGAGGAGCUGCUGCAUACUUACGCUUACUUGUACCCUUAGGUGGAACUAGAGCAAUAUUUAUUUUUCCAUUUAGUGGUUAUCCUUUUCCAAGCAGCUCUCUGCAGGAUCAGUGUCUCCAAGUUUUAUGAUAGCUUUUCCUUUUUUUUUUUCAUUUGUGUAUCCUUAAAAAAAAUGUGCAUGCUGUCUGGUGUCAAGAGCAAGACAAAUUAACUUGAGCUGCUAUAGGGAACUAGAAAAUGAAGUAUUCCAUAACUGACAAACAGCUUGAGAUGACUGGACAAGUUCCCUCUUUAUUCAUCUAAAAUGUGCCAGUUGUUUAGCAGAACAUCCCUGAUAAUGCGAGUGAAUUGCAGGGUAAAACCCAGUUGGAUGUCAUCAUGUGCAGUACUUAAAUGAGAACACUGAGGGAUUUUGUGUUUCCAAGGGAAAGAAUUGUCAUUGUUGUCUUCUGUUUUGUGUUACUUGAAGUUCCCCAAGAAAGUUUCCUCUUAGGAGGAAUAAUGAAGUUAAUAGUAAGAAUGGUUUAUGACUGCUCUUUUUUAUUUGAAAGCUUUUCUACUUCUCAAAAAAUGUUUGUUCACCAUCCGCUCACUAAUUGGCCAGACUGAGGAGGCACUAAAAAAACCAUAGGAAUUAUGGUUGUCUAAUACCAGAGCAUUUACAGCUUCCAAGGCCUUUGCUCCAGGCCAUCUGCUGUGAGAUACGGGCAGAAGCAAAUGAGAAUAUAAUGGGAAAAGUUGAAAGAAGGGAAAGUAAAAAAACCCAAAACCAGCCCAAAAAUGUAUUUUCACUUUUUUCCUUUAGAUAGAAGUAAAGAAAUGUCCCACUGCCAUUUCUUAAUGAGGCAAGGCUUUAGGCCCUAGGAAGUAAGAACAAAGAUACACCAAAAAAAUCCACUCUGAACUAGCAGAGGGGUUGAUAGGUGUAACCUGGGCCCAGACCUGUAGGUACCCAGUUCGUGGUAGUUGGGAGUGGGGCUGCUGCUGAGCCUCGUCCCCAGUGGGCUGCAGCUGUGCAGGACAGGUAAUAGUGGAGGCAGUGAGCCAUGGAGUGCCCAGGGGCACUGACCGAUCACCAAAGGGAACAGAGGGCACACAGGUGCAGUGCAUGAACCAUGAGGGUAUAAAAGGUUGGGCUAAAGAACAAGAUGGGCAGAUGCCUGGAGCCUUCUGAAGUGGUGUGGUGUUAGUCUGUAUGGGUUGAAGCCCUCUGCUAUUGUAUGGUGAUGCUCUGUGUGUCGUGGCCAUCUCAGCUGCGACAUACGCAGCGGCACAGUGCUACCCCGGUGUGUGGUUGCUGUGGAUCAGUGCUGGAUGACACCAGGGGAACAGGAUUGCUCCACACAAGGUUAGGACUGUGUCUUCCAGGACUUUCCUCCAAGCUAUUUUCUCUUGGGCUUCUGGUAGACACUGCUGGUUAUUUUUGGAAAUCAUCAUUCUGAAGGUAGGAUGACUCUUCCUGCUGCUCUAAAGCCCCAGUGUCCUUGGCAUCAUUGCUUUGAAGUUUUGCGGGGUCACUGCUAUGUGAUGAUGCUGGGAAGGAAAAAAAGCCAGAUUAUCUGCAGGCUUGUUUAGUGCAUAAACCUGAGUUCUGUCAAGUGACAUUGUCAAAAGUUGCAGUUUAAGUUUCUGUAUGAAGUCUGGCUUGUGCAGGUUCUGGUUUCUUCAUGUCUCAAUGGGGCAUGUGACCCCUGGUAUCACUGUCAUUUCCUCUAACAUGCAUUGAAUCAGGAUUCCAGACCCUGCUGCUAGGGAAUAAUGUCUGAUAUAGGGCAAGUGUGAAAGAACUUUUAAAUAGUUCUUUAGAGUAUAAUUAUGGAAAUAGCCUUUGGGACAGCCAAGGGUCUUCAAAAUCCAAAUUUCCCAAAGUGAUGCAAAGUGCUGGCUUUGGCACUUGAGGCUGAGAACAGUCCUUGUCCCAUUUACCAGCAAAAAGCCCAAAGUUAAAUAUGUCACAAAGUUCACUUAAAUCUGAACUAGUAACAUCAUGAAACAUCAAGUAGGUAUAUACAGCCAGUAUCACAGCUUGUGCAGCCGAGCUCCUGCUGGCAGUAUGUAGUGACAGGGAACAGGUGAAGAAACACCUUUAGACUCCCACAGCGCUUGGGGAUGCUUUGAGGCAUUGCUGAGAGAGAGCCAGGAGUAGGAGCUGACAGUUCAUCCUCCAUAAGGAACUGUGCUGGGCCUGCUGGGACUUGGCCCACAGACCAACUGGAACCAUUGGGCUCUACCAAAAUGCCCGUGACUAAUCUUUCCUGCCCAUGUUUUUAGGCCAAGCAGGAGGGGUUUUAGGAGGUCUUUGCUGCUUUUCUCUGUGUUAUUCUCUUAGGUCACUGUCGUGGUACAGCCUCUCAGGAAAGCCAGCCAGCUUUGCUGAAUGGUCUAGAAAUUGGACUGUAAGGCAUUUCUGCUCUUUUAGCAGCACUCUUUCAGACAGCCAUGCUUCGAGUUACACAGUCUGGGGGUUCUGUUGAGCAUAUAUAAUGCCUUUGGAGCCAUAAGCCAUAAAUUUAGCUGUGAAUUUAAUUUUUCAGUUCUCUACUAUAUACUUAGCCUUUUGCUAGUGGGAGAGGAAAGAAGAAACAAAACACGUGUAGAGGGGGAUGCAGACAAGAUGAUUGCAUGUUCAGUUAUAGUUGUGUGUUGAACUUCUGCUAAUGAGGGAGACCAGGUGCCAAGCUGUUUUGAGCCAGUAUAUCAUACUACUGCCUCUGCUUUCAAGCUCAGCCUUCCCAUUUGGGCUAUCCUGACUGUGAGUCCCCAAGUGUGUUAUGGGAAUUUGUGUCGGAGAUCCAGCUCCUUGUAUUUUUCUGGCUGUGGGAACAACAGGAUAUUCCCAUACCCUUUUGAGGUAGAGGUGCUUGAGAUUUGUCUUGUGACUGCAGUCUCCUGAUAAGUGACUCAGUUUCAGCAGUUGAUGAAACCAGGUUUUAAUGAAUGCCAAUAUAGGGUGUUUUAUUUUUAAAUCAGCAGUCUACUAUCUAAGCCAGGUGAGCUGUGCCUAAACAUUGCUUUCUGUCAGAUUAAGCAUAGUCUACAUGCAGUGAGUUGGUAACCCCAGGUCUGCAAGACAAAAUUUUCUGCUAAAAGUGGCAUUGCAUGGCUUCCAUGCUGAAAGCCAUCAUGAAGUAGUCAGAUUGUCAACAAGGAUUGAGGCUGUUCCCUGAUGGCUUGUAAGUGAUCCUUUUGGACCAGGGCCAGCGGUGGGCAUAGUGGUGUGAGCGGUCUCACUUGGAUGUGUCCCAGUAUUUGAAAACUUUCUGACUCAUGUGAAUAGCUGAAGAGAAGCUGCUCAAUAAUAAAUAUAUUUUAACUUUUCUCAAUACAUAAGCAUUGCUAUGACUGCAAAGGUACUUGAAGCAUAGGCAUGCCAUUGGAAAAGUAUAGCAGACAUUGCUCUAGAAAAACAGCUAGGCAGAUUUUACUGGAUAAAGUGUUGGAAAUACCCUUUGGAAAGAUAGCAUGGAUUGUUUCUCUCUUGAUUGACCUGCUGAGUAAGUCCAUAUUCUUUGAUAGGGUCAAAGAGCUUGUGUCCCGAGCUUACUGUAUAAAAAAGCUACAAACUAAGAAAGCAGGUUUUAUGUGAAAAUAAGUAUUGGAAGCCACAACCAGCACUCUUAUUAAAACUUCCUUUUUGGUUCCUGAGAACAUACUAAGGCUAUUAGAAAUAAUCUACAAUUAUAUGAAGGGACUUCCACACAAAUAGACUUCUCUUUUAGAAAUAUACCUAAUUACACAUAUAUGUACAUGUAUAAAUAAUACAUAUGCACUGCAGAGCCAUUCUUCAGGAGUCUGUUAAUGUCUAUGUCAAAGGAGCCGGAAGGACAAGUAACUUGGAGAGCAAGAUUUGUCAGUUCAGCAGUUUUUGCUCAAGAUGUACAUAGGCAUUUCUAGGCAAAAUAAGUUUUCUUAGGAAUGGCUUUUAUUUAUGUGGCUGUUCUCUGAAAGGACAGCCUGUGGCUAAACCCAGGGGUGAUAGCUGAUAAUGCAAUUUCAUAUGCACGUAGCUGUGUAAAGGGCUUUAAGUUGAGUUUGGGAGGGGAGGUUCACUGUUUUCAGACAGGACUGGAGCAGUGUAAAAACUCUUCAUUUUCCACAUAGACAUGGCUAGAGAGUGGCCAUCUGCCAGAACAUUUUUGAUCAUCAAAUUUUGUUCACAUUCCAGAUGAGGGACAAAACAUAUUCCCUGUUUUAUCUGGUAUGGUUUUCCCCACCCCCAAGGAAUGUGUUAAUAUUUCAUCAUUUUGAAGAAAUGUAGUGGGCAGCAUUAAAUAUUUACGUCUCUCUGAAGUCACACAGAUGCCACCAGGACACCUAGCUCUACAUCACACAUGCUCUAAUUCACCCUAAACACCCACUGUUUACUAAUCUUCAGCCCCCGUCUGUGCCGAUAAUGAGAAAGAGGAAAUGGGAACAGCAGGGAUUAUAUGCUACUGAGAAGUCCCAGUUUCUGGUUGUAAUUCUUUCAACAAACUCUUGCAGACUGUGCUCCUGCUUUGAAGUUUGAACACCUCUGUAUUAGUGCCUGGCUCUGGUGAUUUGGCUGACAGAUCUGGGCUUGGUUGGUUUAUUUGUGGUUGCACGUUCACAGUUCCACAGGAUGGUUUACUCUUGCACUCGCCUGUGGUGUGCCUGCUCAAAACUGGGGCAGUGCAGAUUGUUUUGCCUGAGCACUGAGAUGUUUAUUGCUCAAAUUUGCUGGUGACAGGUUCCAGAUAGAAGACAGUCCUCACCAUAUCCACUGUUGUGUCUGUGUGUAUAGUCAUAGCCAUAUUGGUGAAUGGGGUGAUUUUCUACAUAGUGAAUAAAUAGGGCCUGUUUUUAUAAGGCAGAAAGUAUUUGUUGGUCUUGAAUGCUGGGUUUCAGCAUGCUCUGUUAGUCUGGAUCAUCAUGUCCAGUAUACUCAGAUGUGUGGGUAGUGCAAGUUUCUAAUCUAAACCAAAAACUUCAGAGCCCAUGAUUGCCUUCUUAUCCCCAUAGCACAGGACAAGCAAAUAAUUUGUGUAAAUAGCUUUACAUCGGUUUCUCUUAACAUCUUUCUGUGGCUUAUCUGUCAGGCAACUGCGCAAGUUGUUAUUGCUGCUGGGGUGGUCCUUUUUCGUAAAUCAAACACUGUUUGAUGUCAUGGCAAGUGAGAGGAAGUCAAUUUAUGGCUUUAAAAACAACUUGUGCCAUCUGUAGGGUUACUAAUACAUGUCUCCAUGAAGUACCCAGGUUUACAUAAAGGAGAACUUCAUGUAUGCUUUCCACUCAGAAGCUAAAGAGAUAGUUUUGUCUUGUGUAUGUGUGUAUAUAUAUGUAUUUGUAAGGUGAGGCAUAGCAUUAGUGCAAAUGGUUGGCUUACACGUGAUGACUGCCAAAAAGCCCUGUUAGAGCUUGACUCCUCUGAAAGGUGCUAGCCAACAGAUUCCUCAUCUGUGACAAGGAUGGAGAAAUAAAUGGUUUGUUUACAAAGGGUGAAAUUUAUCAGGCUUCAGAUGUUUCCCUUCUUGUUUUAGUGGUCCACAGUCAGAGUUGACAGAUGCUCUGGUGUCAGCGGUGACUCAGCAAACCCCGCUGUGCCAGAGCUUUGCGGACACAGUGGGUCCCCCAGUGUCACACAGCUGCCUUUGCUGUCCCUGCAGUGCCUCUCCAUGCCCCCAUGCAGCACUCUGAGCUUGGCUGGAGCAGCACCCUGGGAGGCUGUUUUCUUUGGGCAUGGAUUAAAAGUGGCUGCAAGGCUGCUGCGAGUUACCUGCUGGGUGAGCAAAUUCCUCCCAUCUCGAACAAUCCCAAGUGUCUGGGGGGAUAUGAAAGUAUAUUUGCCCCACCAGCAGCUCCAAGCACAGUUCUGGCACAGUCAUUGUGUGUUACUAGAUCCUCACAGAGAGGUUGAGACAUUAAAAGUGACUUUGUAAACGUAGCCCCUUCUUAAAAUGGAGAGAAAUAACCCAUCUCUUGUCAGGGAUCUGGACUGUCUGAAAGCUCCUGGGGGAGCAGCUGGGUGAGGACAAAGAGGCAGUGUGCUAAGAGCAAGCAUGGCCACUUCCUGAACUCUUCAACUUCCCCUCAGUGCCUCUGGAGCUCGCGGUCUGGCGUGUCAUGUCUCUGCACGCUUACCGAGGGGAAGAUGCUUAAGCUGCAUGAGGCUCACAGUGCUCUCAAGUUUCUUCCAGUGUAAAUAAUACCUUGGCCAUUUGGCCCAAAACCUUCACUGGGGGCAGAGCAGGUGCAUCUGCAGACAUGUGUUUGCACAUGCUUCCCUACUACAGCUGCAGGAGCUCAGAAGUGCAGGCAUGAGAAGGGUGUGUGUGUGUGAGUCUCAUGCAAAAGCAUCCAUUUUAUGGGCUAGUUUCUUGGGUUUUUUUCAGUCAUGCACGUAUCUCCUUAUGCAAGGGUGUCCUGUGCAUGUUUACACAUAAAAUAACUUGUAUCUUUUAUUAGCUGGGGUAAUUUGUUUAAAAUUUAGCUGCUGCUCUGUAAAUCCUGUUGUUGCUGCCCCUUUGCCAGAGGUCACUACUCUCACAUCUCUGUGGAUAGGGGAGAUUAUUAAAACCAUUGUUACUCCAUUUCCAAUUAUUUUAACCCACUGAUAUAAAUUACUAGAGCUAGUUUGGCUCAUUUGGUAGUGAUGAACUAGUGAGAGGUGGUAAGAAACCCUGAGGCAGCAGAUGGGAAUGUAAUCCCUGGCUGGUGGUCACCAGGAGGCUGCUCACAACAUUGAUGUCUUCAUCUGGCACAGUUUAAUUAUAAAGAUGACAUUUUAGUGGAAACCUCUUAAUUUAUGUAGAAAUUGCAUCGAAUUCAUCUACCCAUGGGUGAAAAAGCGGCUCCGGUUGGCUUGCUCUGGGACUUUCGCUGUAGCCAUGGUUUUGUGUGACAGCCUGGGUAGUGGCAGAGCCAGCUUCCUAGUAGCACUUGUCUGGUUUUGCCUGGAAGUGAGAAAAGGGAGGAAAAAAAUCUGAUGAGCUUUUGACCACUAGAUCAGCUCCUCAGUGUGGUCCAUGGCACAGGCUGUGGAACCACUGUGCCGACACACUUGAGGCAGCUGUAGGGUGCAGUGGGAGAACUGAAUGGUGGAGGCAGGACAGCCACGAGUGAGUGUUGCUGCCAAAAGAUUUGCAUGCGAAAUUUGCAGCAUCGCCAUCUCUUCACUCUCUUCCUUCCUUCAGUGUUUUCACAUUCACACUUAGGUACAGCUAAAGCAAGUCUGUGCCCCAGCAAAGAACUUUGCAGUCAGUCUGUAAGGGAACCCCUCUGGGUUUGUAACCCACCACUUUCACACAGCCUUACCAGGCUGAUCAGUCCCCCCGGCAUUGUAUGUUAUUUCAGCUCGCACUAAAUAAGGGAAUGCGACAUUAAUCUUCACCCUUCCAUUAGCUUGAUUGACGAGUGUUUAGUGUUUUCCACAAGGAGCAUCUUCCAGCAGAGCAGUAUCUCCUUGCUGACUCUGGUGUGACCAUUCUGCCUCUACUGUGACAUGGUAUCUUCAAACUUUACCUCCAGACUGUGUCAGUGCACCUGGUGGUGCACUCAGGGUUAGAUUGCCUUUCCAAAAUUUGUGCCUUAAAAAAAGUUCUGAUAAAGCACCACCUCUUGACUAGUCCUGUAAACAUAGUGCUCUAACACAGGACUUUACUGUCCUUCCUUUUGUGACAUAUGUUCAGACCCGUUUGCCCAGUGCUAGAUAACAAUAUGUGGAUGCACACUGAUACAACCGAGAAAAUUUCUACUCUUCUGAAGACAUAAACUACUUUUCAUAGGACUCAAACUUCUGUUUGCUGUAUUCAAAUGAAAGUAUUUCUGAAAAUUGCUGAUGACUGCAUCUGUUUGAAUCCAUCAAUUCACUGCCACUCUGAACAUUUGAUAAACAAAUACCCUUGAACUGAAAUUUCCCAUGCCUGCAGUGUAAUUACAUUCUCCACUACUGCAUUUGUUUUCCCUUUAAAAGAAGGGGGGGAGGUAUGCUGAGUAUACUGUGGCAGAAUCACAUUCAGCAUUUGGUAUUAAUAUACAGUACAAAAAGGUCCAUUGAAUCAUGGAGUGACUCAGAAGGCAGUCGAGGAGGGCUUUUUGGCUAUGCAGAAAUGUCAGUGGUUCAACAUGAGAUCAGAAAUUUCUUUAAUGUGUUUUGAGGGACAGUUAGUUGUUUCAUCUGAUGUUAAAACAUAAGCAAGGCGAGUCUAGCAAGGUGCAUUGAGGAAGCGGGUGUCACAUGCUCCUCCACAGGAAACGAGGCUGGAGCUGCUGGGGAAGUUCAGAACUGGGUGACCUCCAACAGAUUCAAAUAGCACAGGAUUGUGCAACCUGGGAAAUGUUACUGCCAUUUAACUAACUUCAGAAAGUGUACUCUGGACUGAAUUGACCAGACCUCUUCUAUGCAAGCAUCUCUUGCUGGUGACCAGGUUUCUUAGCAAGAGCAGACAGAGCUCAGCCUUCCACCAUGCCUGUGCCUCCCCCUCCAGCUCCCCCUCCACCCCCAACACUGGCCUUGGCAAAUACUGAAAAGCCAUCCCUAAGCAGGUCAGAACAGGCAGGGCGAAAUGCUCUAUUAUCUGAUAUUACCAAAGGAAAAAAGCUCAAGAAGACUGUUACUAAUGACAGAAGUGCUCCAAUUCUAGACAAACCCAAAGGAUCUGGUGGAGGUGGUGGCGGUGGCUUUGGAGGAGGUGGCAGCGGCGGGGGUUUUGGUGGUGGCAGUGGUGGCGGCUUUGGAGGCGGUGGACCACCUGGCCUUGGAGGCCUUUUUCAAGCAGGAAUGCCAAAGCUCAGAUGUACUGCAAGUCGAGAUGCUGACGCCGGGGGAGGCCGGCCGCCCGUCCUGCCGCCCGGAGGCCGCUCCGCCGCCGCCAAGCCCUUCUCCGCGCCGAGCGGCCCGCCGCGCUUCCCGGGGCCGCCCUCGGGGCCGCGCACCGCCGCCCCGGACCCGCAGAGGAGCCGCGUGCCGCCGCCGAGGCCCGACGCCGGCUCGAAGCCCGAGGCGGCGCCGCCGCCGGUGCCCAGCACGCCCCGGCCCAUCGCCUCCAGCCUGCACAACCGGGGCUCGCCGCCGGUGCCGGGGCUGAGCCGGCAGCCCAGCUUGGGGCCCACGCCCCCGCCCUUCCCGGGCAGCCGGGGCGCGGGGUCGGGCUCGCCCCUCCGGCAGCCGGGCCCCGGCGCGGCGUCCCCCUUCUCGGGCCGGCCGCCGCUGCCGCCCACCCCGGGCCGGCCGGCGGAGGACAAGCCGCCGCCCCCGCCGCCGCCCCCCGCCGGGCACCGGCCGCCCGCCGCCCGGGAGGCGUCUCUGCCGCCGCCGCCGCCGCAGAACAGCAAACCGCCCGUGCCCGCCGCCCCCCGGCCCGCCCUCGGCGCCCCGGCGCCCCCGCUGCCCCCCAGCAGGCCGGGGCCGCCCCCCGUCCCGCCCGCCCCCGCCGGCGGCGACGAGAUGCCGCGGCUGCCGCAGAGGAACAUCUCGCUGGGGUCGUGCCCGGCGCCCGGCGGGGGCCGCUCCGGACCGCUGCCCCCGCCGCCCGGAGAGAGGCCGCCGCCGCCCGUCAGAGACCCGCCCGGCCGCUCAGGCCCGCUCCCACCGCCUCCUCCCAUAAGCAGGAAUGGAAGCACUUCGAGGGCUUUGCCCAGCACUCCCCAGCUGCCCUCCCGGGCCGGGCUGGACAGCCAGAGAGGCGGGCCACGACCUCCGCUGCCCCCCGACCGGCCGGGCUCGGCCGCGCCGCCGCCGCCACCGCCGCCUUCGGCAGCUGUCAGGAACGGCUUCCAGGAUCCCGGCGAUGAUGAAUGGGAAAGCAGAUUCUCUUUUCAUCCGAUAUCUGAUUUGCCACCUCCAGAGCCAUAUGUACCCACGAACAGAAGUUAUCCCAGUAAACUAGCAAGAAAUGACAGUAGAGGUGGUUCUGUCCGAAAAGAAAGAGGUGCCCCUCCGCUCCCGCCUAUACCAAGGUGAAAUGGGUUCCGGCCCAUCUUUGGGUGACAUCUGUUCUCAAGUUUCCUUCGAGUCAGCUCUCCUGUCCACAUGACUGGAAAGUUGUCUGUCGUGAUUGAUUUCCACUUUUGGCUUGUCAGCUGGAACAAACUUCAGUCUCUAUUACAGAAGUAACAGAUGUGGCUUAUGGACUAUAGUUGCUCAAAGCUCUGAAUUUUAUUCGCUUAAACUGCAGGCAUUUUGUGGACCCUACAGAACAUACAUGCAUCAUGCUUACCAUGUCCAACCCCGUCCCCUGGAGAGCUCCGUGGGAGAUCUGGCUUUGAAUUUGAUAGAGCUUGAACAAAGCUGUUUCCUUCACUUUGGGUACAGUAGCUGUUUUAUUUUAAUGAUAAAGUAUUAGAUGUUUAAAAAAACAGUUGCUGGGUAAAAAGUGUAGCCAAGAGUCCCCUGGAUCCUUCUUUGCAUGCCUAACUCAGCCUAUCUGCUUCUGCAAGCCAUAGACCUACUACAUGGUGACAAAGAGUUCAUCUUUAACUUUUUUACUUCAGCUUAGUCAAGCAAAUCUUAAACAAUGCACAACAUAUCCUGCCUCAAGGAUGGAGUGUCCCUGGCCUUGUUUUUAUCUGCAGAGAAUCUUCCAAAGAAAAGCACAAGUGAAGAAUUCAUCAGCAUAAAAAAAAAAUAUUUUUUAACCCUCUUUCCUAUUUUUUAAUAGUGCUAUGUGCUCUGUGCCCUAAUUCUCUCUUACUCCUAUGUGGACCAAUCUGCAUCACGUCAUCUGUGCCUUGGAUUGCUGUAAUGCCCUCUGCCUGAUAGUGCAUGUGAAGAGUCCUCAGAAGGCAGUCUGAGUGCAAACGCAGCAAUUAGUGUAGUUGCAGGCUCCUCCUGUAAAGCAUCACUAAAGCCAGUGCUCCACAGACUGCUUUCCAGUUGUUUCUUUGGUACAACUAAAUGAUGGGGUUUGACUUGGCACUUAGGUCACAAGUCUCAGAGAGCUUGUCUUUGACUUCGAUUAUGGUAGAGCAGACGAGGUAAAAAACAUUCCUCAGUGAAAGCCUUUUGAUGUUGAGAGGGGGGUCCAGGAUUUGUACACUGAAGUGGGACCAUCCAAAAUUUGCUGUCUGCCCUGGUUCAAGAGAAAUGGAAAGAUUUGAUCUUCUGAGUUGGCCAUGAAGCUUGUCCUUUCAAACUUUGCUGAAAGGAGUCUCUACAGAGAGCUGCAAGGCUUAUGGAUAGAAGAAAGAGUAAAGUAUUCUAACAUUGUGGCAAGUGGUUAACAUGUUUAAUGGCUUUUGAAUUUUGUGUGUGAGAAAAGAGCUCAUUGUAUGAGUGAACUUUACAAGUGGAUCUAAGUGCAUAUAAAAUGCCUUUGGAAAUUAGAGGAAGAUUAUAAUUCUGGAUUUGAAAUAUCAGUGAAUGAUAGCUCCUUGUUAAUUGGACCUCUGAAAAAAUAAUCCUCUCAGUCUCAUCAGCAGUAUGUUUCUUCAGCGUUUUCCUUGGGAUCCCUACCAAGCCUGUGUCAGCAGCUAUGCUUCACAGGGUGUUGCUCAAAAAAACCCAAAAUAAAACAUAGAAAGUAGUCAUGUAGGUUAAGAAAAUGUUUCUCUAGCAUGGGAGAUAUCAUCCUAAGUACACUCUGCAAGUAGAAUGAGGUCAGUCCUUGAAAGUCUAGGGAAUUUAGCCAAAGAGAGUCUAGACCGUGCUGAAAUGCCUGUGAAUAGGGCUUUUUGCUCUGUCUGUGAGCAGGGAGGGGCAGAUCCGCUUUCUGCCUGGCAGCCCGGACAUCACAUUGAAGGGGAUGAGACUAGAGUUGGAUUUGCCAGAUCAAAUUUAAUUUGGUCUUUUCAGUGUUUGUUUACAAAAUCUUGUUAGCUGUGACAGCAUUUGACUAUGUACCUGUUUUUUACAUUUUUGUAUCUAAUGACCUAUUUUUAGUUACUGUUUAUGGUCUUGAACCUGCAAUUACAUGCGCAGGCGCAGGGAUGUAUCCACAUCCAGUUGCAGGAUCGUGGCUGUAAGAGUUCUUUAAACAGAUACUGGUGGGACCUCCAUGUGACAGGUGCACCUUGGGAUCAAACCUGGCACAAUGCUGAAUUUGUAUAUGUAUUUUAUAGAUGUCACUUAAAGUGCUUGUCUCUUUAGGAUAUUAUUUUGUGAAUAGAAGUCCAAAUAAGAUUUUUUAGGCUAAUAACUUAAAGGAUAAAUUAUUGUAUUCAUAUUUUGAAACUGAAGCACUUAAUACCUUUCUAAGGAACAAUAGUUUGAAUUUAAGAAUACAAUAUUUUCAGUACCUUGACUUGCCAAAUCCUUGUUAAUAUCCAAAUAGCCGUGUAGCCAAAAAAAAAAAACAAACCACCCAACCCUCCAGAAAUGAUAUUUUUUUAUAACUUACCUGCUUCCAACAUAACUGUUUUACUUUGGUAAAUCAAUGAAAAUGCUGCCCAAUGUUCUUCCAAUACUCUGUAUCAUUUAAAAAAUCCUGUAUUUGAUCAUUUCAGCAAGGUUUUCUGACCAGAAAUCUGGACCACUACCAAAGACUUGGAAAACCAGCUUCAGUUUCACUUUAAAAUGUGCUGUGUAAAAGGCCCCCAGUUAAAAAGCCAAGAAUCCUGAGCUGCUUAGGUUUUAGCAGUUAUUUUUUACUCUAGAAACCUCUUCAGAAUAGCUGUUUGACAUAUAUGUAAAAUAGCUUAAUACUGCAGAAAGGGGCAUUUUUGUUCAUGUAACAACAGCAUUUCCAUUUAUACAUUUUGCUGUAAAAGUCCCUUGAUAUAUUCCAGAACAGUGCAGCAUUUUAUCAUUCAAUAUAUUGCUUCAUGUAGCAGUAGCUAUUUACAAUAUGAUCAGUAUUAAAGUAUUUAUUUCACUAUGAAGUGUUAAAAAAGAAUAAUACAAAACAGGUUGAAUCAAUGGUGCCUUAUGAAUUUUUUAGUCAAUUUUUCUGUGUCGAAGUAGAAGAAUUAAUAGACAUUGCUCUUCCAGGUCCUAACUAAAUAGUGCCAAAGUAGCAUUUUACAGUGUUUGAGCCAAGCCCUGCUGUUGUUGUGUGCUCAAUCUGCUAACUGCAGGUGGAGCUCAGUGCAUGGAGAGACCACUGGAUCAGUGUGUAGGUGAGGUGUACGUGGGCACUGGUUGGCUUCACAAUCAAUUGCUGGUAUUGCUCUCAAAGUUCAGACCUGUCCCAAAACCAGUGUCUGACGCUGCUGUCCACACAGCCCAGCUGACUUCAGUCAGUGUGGUUGCAUAGGUUACAGAAGUAAAUUUGAUUCACUGCUUGCAUAUAAGAUUUGCUGGGUUUGUUUCAAUGGCAUUGUAUUAUAAACCCUCACAUCUCAACCUCUCUUCUUACAUUACCACUGAGGCUCGCACUGUGUGACAAUGGCCACGGAUGUCUGGUUUUGUUUCAUUCAACUCUGUAAAUAAAAUGAGAAUAACUUUUGUACCAUGUAAAAAUAAUUUCUGCUCUAUAUUUUUGGAAGAAAAGCACAUGUUAUCUUUGUUAUGACUUCCUGCACCAGCCAUUGGGAGAAGAGGUCCCAGUGAUGAAUGUUCAGAGUUGCUAAAGGAAACUCAGCUUGUGAUUCAGGAAGUGUAUAUUUCUAUAAAUGAAAUAAAUAACAUGGCAAAGUUCUUGUUUAAAAGCCAGCAUUUCCCAACACUAAAAGAAUCAUAAGGUUUGUUUUUUCUUUUCUGCAAGACAGCACUGUGAAAGAAGUUCCUUAUAUUGUCGGUUAAAAAACUGGGCAGUAGUUUCUCCUUGCAGCAUGUUUGCAUGACACUUGUAGAAGUAGAUCUACCUUGGAGCAGGGGAUAAAGGAGGUAAACUGCUAUCAUGCAUCACAUGUAUUGUAACACAACAAUCUUCUGUACAGAAGUAUGGAAAUAGGAAGGGUACUUUUUGCCUUGGAGAUAAAGAAUAGAGUUGAGUGAUCAAACAGAUUCUUUUUAAGCAGAAUGUCAAAUGCUGAGAGACCUAGAGAGGGCCCCUUGGUCACCGGACACUGGAAAAGAGAAGAUUGUUCAAGGAAAUAAAAGUCAACUGGCUGAAUGUUGUUACCAGUACUAGAGUAAAAAAUACGGUAUCAAAUGUGCACUUUGGAGUUCCACGUGGCAGUGGUGUGAACACCUUCACCUCAUACAGCGGUACAUUGACUCCAUGUAACACAGAUUGGGUGAGCCUUCGUCUUUCAAAUGGUGUUCAUCAGAAAAUAAGGAGAAUCUCUCACCUAAGAUAUCCAGGAGCACUUUAUGUGCAAAUUCAUGGAAUGGUUCUUCAUGUACACUGGAAGAAAACAGGAAUCUUGUAGCCUGUAAGAUGGAUGUGUUUGGACCAUUCAGUUAAAAUCUAAACUGGAGCGUCGGCAAAGAGGGGAGUGUUGGAAUAACUCAGGCAGAAGCAGGGCAUGUGUGUAUGGUCUCAGUGAGUAUGCAGCAGGUAGGUAUGCAGAUGUAAAAAGCAAAAAUGGAAACCGCAUGUCUUAAGGGAGUAACCUUUUAUGUAUGUUGUCAUUUUGAAAUACAGUUUGUCUGUGGUAAAUAUUCCUUAGUGUAAACUAAUGCGUGCAGAGGAAGACAUCUAAAUUUGGACUUCCAAAGCUACACAAGAGGGAGGGAAGCAUAAAACAGGCUGAGCAAAAAGUAACAUUUCUAUCAGAUGCUUAAAGUUUGAGCUUUUUAUAAAAUAUUAAUCUAGUUCUGUGAAUUUUUUGCUUAACAUUUAUUUUGUAAGUGAUUUUGUUCUUAUUUUUCUGUCCUAUACCAAAUAAAUUUUACUUUUAUUUAAUCGGUGGUGCAGACUGUUACAUUGAAGACAUACACAGUUACUUCUUUGACAAAAACACUUGUUGGCUUUAGCAGGAGCAUAGCAGUGAACCUGGAAGGAGCUGGGGUGAGCUGUUCCCCUCCUCUCCUGUUUGCCAUUGGACAGCAGCACAGCAGUAAUUCUCAGAGGACUUUGGUCCUACAUACAAUGAAGGACACCUGCAGAUAAGGAGAAAUAAUGAGUUUACUUUAGGAUAAAGAAUGAUUGAAAACCAGUGGUUUGUGAUGCUGUACUUGUAGGUGGCUGCUGGGUGAGCUGUGGCCAUUGGCUCUUGCAGGGCAAGCUAGGCACUUGCCAGGGGAAGAUGACAUGGAAAAUCACUGUAGGUAAGUGUAGAUUUUUAUUUGUUGUGUCUCCACUCACAAGGCAGAAAGGUGCCAGAGUAAGAAACAAAUUAAACUCUCCUUUUGACUUUGGA